AAAAAUUGUAAGCAGCAACAGCAGCAGGAAAUCUCUCUGCCUCCCGGUGCAAAUGCAGGAAGGGGAGCCAUAGCAUGGAUGACAUGUCAAUCGAUACCUCUUUGUCCAAACACCCAGAAAGCACUAUAGGAUCAAUGAAAAAAUGCUCAUAGCUCAGGGCGCAAACCUCAUGCUUCCUCUGUGGUUGCAUCGAAAGAGGGAGGUCUGCAAUCCAUAAGGUCCCCCCGCCCCGGCCGUGUCCGUCUGGAAGAGUCAAAAUGUCUGCUGAACAAGCGACGGUGGCCCAGAGGGACCUCCCCUUCCAAACUGUGGAAGAUCUGGGGCUGCCGUUGCAGAUCAAAACAGAGGAGGAAGACGAUGAAGAGGAGAGCCGAGGGGUGAAAGGGCCUUGCGUCGUCCAGGCUGGAAGGCUCAGGGACAUUUUGGGCUGGGCGGGACCAGAGCAGGAACCAGGAGAGUCUGGGCCCCAGGGCUGGGAAGAGCAGAGCCAAGAGCACCCGGUGCUGCUCCAGUCACUGCCUUUGGGGUGGGGGACCCCCCAAGAGACAGGAGGACUCAGGACGAGGCACCGAGGAAUCAGGAGACGGGAGCAGCAGGGGCCAGUUCUGUUUGAAGAGAUGGAUGUGAAUUCCCCGGAGUCGGAGCCGGUCCUCGCGGGUAGGCGGCGGCACCUCCACCGAGAGGCUAAACAGAGGCUGGAGCGUUCCCUCGGGAGGACGCCUUCGAUCACCCCGAUCCCCAGCUUCACCAAAACAAGCCGCCGGGGGACCAACUGGUCCUACGGCGAAGUCCUGGACCUCCUCGAUAUUUGGGGGGAGCAACGAAUCCAGCAGGUCCUUCAAAGCAGCCACCGGAACAUGGACACCUUCCAAGUCAUCGCCAACGAGAUGGCCAAGCGGGGUCACGAGCGGACUGCCCAGGAGUGCCGGACCAAGACCAAAACGCUCCGGCGGGACUACAAGAAAGUCAAGGAGAGCCACGCGGCCGGGCGAGGGCAGAGCGCCUGCCCCUUUUACGACCAGCUGGAGCGGAUUUUGGAGUCCGCUGGGGGGAUUCAAAAGGACGAGUCUGGAGGAAACGAGGAUGCUCCUGUGCGGGGACCCAAGGAAAGCGGCCCCCAGGAUGGGUCCGGGGGUUCUAGGGAGACCCGGGACCUCUUUGACCUUUCAGUUGAUUUAGGGGACCCCACGGCCGUGGCCUGCAAACUGGAGAAUGCCGUAGGCGAACCACGAGGGACCCCUUUGCUGACGGUGGGUAGGUAACCCCUUUCGGUGGCUCCCAAAAUUGAGACCUCCUGAUUUUGGAAUGGAGCUUUUCUGGACUCCAGUUCUGGGCUGUGCCUUGAACAUCAACAGCGGAACAGCUUCCUGGAGCUGGUCACACCUAUAAGCCGCCAUCUUCUGCAUUGGCCUCCCUUGGAUUGACAGUCCGCCCUGCGACCGGCCCAUCCCUUGAACAGCUGCUUUGAGCUGGUAUCCACUGCCCUUUUAAUGCAAGGGAAAGGCCCUUUAGCAUA
Pogona vitticeps (central bearded dragon) is the source of this 1516-nucleotide messenger RNA. The record is from RefSeq and is a predicted model, not a curated record. NCBI's taxonomy places the organism in Eukaryota, Metazoa, Chordata, Lepidosauria, Squamata, Agamidae.